AUGCUGCAGCUCUACCUCCUCGCCGCGCACGCUUUGCGGCUCGCCGGGGCGGCCUUGCUCUCCCCCGGGUCGUGUACCUUUGAGGACAGCGCCUGCGGCUACCAGUGGGACUACGCGCAUCUGCCCUGGGCACUGCACGCGGAAGGACAUUACAUUUCUGUGGAUACAUCUUACGAGGGUGAGAAAGCAGUGCUGUCCAGCCCUGAGCUGUAUUCUGAGGAGUGGAGCUGUGUCAGAUUGAUUUAUCAGAUAGCAGCGACUCCAGAGACUUCACCUGAUCCAGCCAGGCUCAACCUGUACUUGAGACAGGAAGGAGAGAGCUUUGAUCGUUUGCUGUGGUCGACUGAGGAGCCUUCAGAUAGCUGGCUCAUAGCUAGCUUAGAUUUAAAAAACAACACAAAGAAAUACAAGAUUGUACUGGAAGGUGAAAUGGGACAAGAUAAAUCAGCCAGCAUAGCAGUUUUUGAAAUUAAAAUAACUACUGGAUAUUGUAUUGAAUGUGACUUUGAAGAAAACCAUCUUUGUGGCUUUGUGAACCGCUGGAACCCCAAUGUCAACUGGUUUGUCGGUGGAGGGAACAUUCGCAAUUCUCAGUCUAUCUUGCCCAAAGACCACACACUUAACAGUGAACUGGGUCACUACAUGUAUGUCGACUCUGUUUAUGUCAAGCAUUUUCAGGAAGUGGCCCAGCUAAUCUCACCAAAGACCACUGCUCCAAUGUCUGGCUGCUUAUCUUUUUAUUAUCAACUUAAGCAGGAGAGCAGCAUUGUUUUUACUGUUUACUUGAAAGACACGAGUGGCUUUUAUGAAGAGAUCUGGAAAACGGACAGUGCACUGACUGCGGACUGGAUGCUAGCAGAAGUUGACUUCAAUGCACCAUACCCCAUGGAGGUAAUAUUUGAAGUUGCUUUCAAUAGUGCCAAGGGAGGUUACGUUGCCCUUGAUGACAUUUCUUUCUCUCCAAUUUUCUGCAGCAAUCAGACAGGAACUUCUUUCGAUCCUGCCAAGGCAGGCUGCAAUUUUGAGGAAAAUCUGUGUAAUUUUUACCAGGACCAUAAAGAUGGCCCAGGAUGGAGCAGAGUGAAAGUGAAGCGUAAUGUGUAUAGAGCAGGAGAUCACACUACUGGGUUUGGUUAUUACUUGUUGGCGAAUACAAAGUUCACAUCACAGCCUGAGUAUAUUGGACGUCUGUAUGGCCCAACCCUGCCCGGAAACCUGCAAUUUUGUCUGCGCUUUUAUUAUGCCUUAUAUGGGUUUUUCAAAAUGAGUGGCACUCUUGCUGUUUAUAUCUUUGAGGAGAAUCAUGUCGUUCAAGAGAAAAUAUGGUCCGUCUUGGACUCUCCAAAGGGAGUUUGGACUCAAGCUGAAAUCUCCUUCAAAAAGCCUAUGCCUAGUAAGGUUGUCUUUGUCAGCUGGUGUAAAAGCUUCUGGGACUGUGGACUUGUGGCACUGGAUGAUAUAUCAUUGCAGCUUGGAAGCUGCCAGGCUGCUGAUGUAUUGUUGCCCAAUCCUGGAGAGUGUACUUUUGAAAAAGAUGAGUGUAUGUUUAUCCAGAAGAGGAGAGGUCGUGGGAGUUGGCACAGGAGAAGGGGUCCAACUCCCACUUCUUACACUGGACCAAAAGGAGACCACACUACUGGGGUAGGGUACUACAUGUAUAUAGAGGCAUCCAACAUGGUCUAUGGACAGAGAGCAUACCUAGUUUCAAGAUCACUAAGAGGAACCUCUGGAAAACAGUGUUUGACAUUUUUCUAUCACAUGUAUGGAGCUGGGACUGGAUUAUUAAGUGUUUAUCUAAAAAAGGAAGGUGAUGAUGAAGAGAUUCCUUUGUGGAGGAGGACAGGGGAACAAAGCAUCUCAUGGCUAAGGGGACUGAUAGAAUAUGAAAGUGACAGAAAAUACCAGAUUAUUUUUGAGGCAAUCCGUGGUGUGUCAAUCAGAAGUGACACUGCUAUUGAUGAUAUUCUGUUCCAGGCAGGAUCAUGUUUAGAAGUGGAAGAAAUUCAACUGUCAUCAGGUUAUCCUGACAGCUUAAAUGAAAUUGAGUAUUAA
Messenger RNA from Indicator indicator, 2052 nucleotides. RefSeq names its product MAM domain containing 2 (gene MAMDC2). Bases 1 to 2052 code for a protein of 683 amino acids. The record is from RefSeq and is a predicted model, not a curated record. The transcript has 14 exons. NCBI's taxonomy places the organism in Eukaryota, Metazoa, Chordata, Aves, Piciformes, Indicatoridae. Gene Ontology annotation, cellular component: membrane.